Esox lucius (northern pike) is the source of this 883-nucleotide messenger RNA. RefSeq names its product pre-mRNA-splicing factor 38B. The record is from RefSeq and is a predicted model, not a curated record. The coding region runs from base 260 to 622 and encodes 120 amino acids. Lineage: Eukaryota; Metazoa; Chordata; Actinopteri; Esociformes; Esocidae. The transcript has 4 exons.
AGGUACCGAAGAUAAGAAACGAGACAUGUCACACUGUCCUUUUAUUUCAUAUUUCACAAUCACUGAGCACCAGGUGAUAUAGCAUUUGGGUCUCGCAUAUGCGUAAAGAAACCGGAAAUGAUCCUGGUUUUUCCAUGGUAAACGGCGUGAACGAGCUGUCUUCAUUCAUUCACCAUCUUCGAGGCAGAUCGAGUUUCCCAUUUAUAAAGGACUCAUUUUCCUCUGGUUGUCACACAGCAUCACGACCGUUUAACACGACAUGGAUUUUGACUUGGCUUCCGCUGUAGAUGGUGAGGUAAAAAAGCAAGAUGCCUCUGGCCAAGAACAGAACUCCCUCUUUGGUUUAGGGAAGAAGAAGGACAAGGACCACGACAAGUCUAAAGGUCACAAGAAGGACCACGACAAGUCCAAAGAUCAGAAGAAGGACCACGAUAAGUCUAAAGACCACAAGGCGUCCAGUGAAAAGAAGGACAAAGAGCAUAAGAAAGACAAGGGGCACAAGGAGCACAAGGACAAAGAGCAUAAGAAGAAAGACAAGAAGCACAAAGAGCACAAGGAGGGGUCAGAUUCCUCUUCCUCAUCCAGCAGCAGUGAGGAUGAACAGAAGAAGAAGCAUCACUGAUUUGGUUGUCUGGAAGAGCUCCUUGUGCCAGUUUAGCUGUUAUGUCAGUGUUCCUUUCUCCAGCAUUAGUGCAUCAUAUUUACUGUGCAACUGAGCAACAUUAACAUGUUAUUGCAUUUUUUUCAUUUUAAAAUUGAAAAUUAAAACAAGUAAGAAAUAGUGAAUAACAGACUUUUGUUUAUUUGUAUUAUCCCAAUGAAUAAUGUUGUCCAGAAGGGGGAGGUGUUUGCCAUUGAAUAAAUAUACCACCACUGAUUUUAA